UGCUGUUCACUCCCCUAGUGGAGUUAGAUGAUAAAUGGACACUAGUGUUAUCUUCUCCCUCUCUUCCACCUCACACUACUCUCCAUCUCCACCACACUUCACCACUUCCAUCCUUACCUUAAAACACCAUCCCACCACCACAGUUGUCUCCCUCAAGACUUCCUCAUCUGACUCCCAAGAAAAACCCACCACCUCCACCAGCCUCAGGCGACCCAAUCUUGAAUUUACCAAAAACCCCUUAAAACAGCUCCUUAAUACCCCUCCUUCCACCACCAAGAAACCCCUUAAUACCCCUCAAUCUCAGAAUCUUAAAUUCACUAAAAACCCCUUAAAACUUCUCCUUAAUUCCCCUCCUGCCACCUCACCACCACCCCCACAAAGCCUCACUAACAAACUCUCACCACCAUUAGAAGAAAGUGAGAGUGAUUUGGAUAACUUAGAUGUUGAGGAAAUGCAAAAGAGUAGUGAGUUUAGGGAAAAAGGAAAGAUCUUUAUUGGAAAUUUACCAUUAUGGGUUAAAAAAAAGGAGCUUGGUGAGUUCUUUAGACAAUUUGGGCCAAUCAAGAAUGUAAUUUUAAUAAAGGGUCAUCAUGAGACUGAAAUGAAUAAGGGGUUUGGGUUUGUGAUAUAUGGGGGUUCAACUGCUGAAAAGGCAGCAAUGAAGGCUGUUGAGUUUGAUGGGGUUGAAUUUCAUGGGAGAGUAUUGACUGUUAAGUUGGAUGAUGGGAGGAGAAUGAAAGCGAAAACCGAGGAAAGGAAAAGGUGGGUUGAAGGGGAAGAUGAUGUGGAGUAUAGGUCUAAGUGGCAUGAGGAAAGGGAAGGGUCAAGAAAUGAUUUUAGGAAGGUUUUAGAUACGCAGCCGGAUAAUUGGCAGGCCGUCGUGCAAGCAUUCGAUAGAAUCAAGAAGGUAUUAUGCUUACUGAGGAAAGAGUUUGGUUUAAUGGUGAACUAUUAUGGACGGCGUGGUGACAUGCAUCGUGCACGUGAAACCUUUGAAAAGAUGCGUGCUCGAGGGAUAGAGCCAACAGUUCAUGUAUAUACCAACCUCAUCCAUGCUUAUGCAGUAGCUAGAGACAUGGAAGAAGCACUAUCUUGUGUGAGGAGAAUGAAAGAAGAAGGAAUUGAAAUGAGUCUGGUGACUCACAGCAUCCUUGUUGAUGGAUUUGCUAAACUGGGAAAUAUUGAAGCUGCAGAGCAAUGGUUUAAGGAGGCUAAAGAGAGGCAUCCGACUUUAAAUGCUAUUAUAUAUGGCAGCAUUAUCUAUGCUAACUGCCAAAGAUGCAAUAUGGACCGAGCUGAAGAGUUAAUUAGGGAGAUGGAAGAAGAGGGUAUUGAUGCUCCAAUUGAUAUCUAUCAUAUCAUGAUGGAUGGUUAUACUUCGAUAGGAAAUGAGGACAAAUGUCUCAUUGUAUUUGAUAGACUUAAGGAGUGUGGAUUUACACCUUCAGUUGUCAGCUACGGAUGCUUAAUGAAUCUUUAUAUCAAGAUUGGUAAAGUUUCCAAAGCUUUUGAGGUCAGUCAAAUGAUGAAGUUGGCCGGCAUAAAGCAUAACAUGAAGACAUAUUCCAUGUUGAUCAACGGAUUCAUUAAUUUAAAAGAUUGGGCAAAUGCUUUUGCAGUUUUUGAGGAUGUGAUAACGGAUGGUUUGAAGCCAGAUGUGGUCCUUUAUAAUAACAUUAUCAGAGCAUUUUGUGGCAUGGGUAACAUGGAUCGUGCUGUACGUAUAGUUGAGGAAAUGAAAAAGGAGAGGCAAAGACCUACUUCGCGAACCUUUAUGCCAAUUAUACAUGCCUUUGCUAAAGCUGGAGAAAUAAGAAAAGCACUUGACAUCUUUGAUAUGAUGAGGAGGAGUGGGUGCAUCCCAACUGUUCAGACUUUCAAUGCAUUAAUUCUUGGCCUUGUUGAGAAGCGUCAGAUGGAGAAAGCUGUGGAUGUUUUAGAUGAGAUGUUGCUUGCAGGAAUUAGGCCAAAUGAACGUACGUAUACAAGCAUUAUGGAUGGUUAUGCAUCUCUUGGUGAUACAGGAAAAGCGUUUGAAUAUUUUUCAAGAAUUAAAGAUGAGGGUCUGGAACUUGACAUAUAUACAUAUGAGGCAUUACUCAAGGCAUGUUGUAAAUCAGGCAGGAUGCAAAGUGCUUUGGCAGUUACAAAAGAAAUGAGUGCCAAAAACAUCCCGAGGAACACCUAUGUGUACAACAUAUUAAUUGACGGAUGGGCUCGAAGAGGUGAUGUUUGGGAGGCUGCUGACCUGAUGCAACAAAUGAGACAAGACGGGGUUCAACCUGACAUCCAUACCUAUACUUCUUUUGUAAAUGCUUGUUGUAAAGCUGGAGACAUGCAGAAAGCGACAAACACAAUUCUAGAGAUGAAAAGGGUUGGGGUUAAACCAAAUGUUAAAACUUACACCACUCUCAUACACGGUUGGGCACGGGCUUCACUUCCUGAAAAGGCUUUAAAAUGCUUUGAAGAGAUGAAGCAAUCUGGUUUGGAGCCGGACAAAGCCGUAUAUCAUUGUUUAAUGACGUCACUGUUGUCAAGGGCCACGGUUGCCGAAUAUUACAUUAUAGCGGGGAUCCACCACGUUUGUGAAGAGAUGGUGGUGUCCGGAUUGACUGUUGAUAUGGGAACUGCAGUUCAUUGGUCCCGAUGCUUGCAGAAGAUUGAGAGGACCGGAGGUGAUUUAACAGAAGCACUUCAGAAGACAUUUCCUCCUGAUUGGAAUUCCUACAGAAAUCUUAAUGCAGCUUCAAAUGAAACUGGGAAUAAUGAAGGGUUAGACAACGGUGAUUACAACGAUGGUCCUUUCUUUGAGAACGACAGUGAUAUUGACAGUGACGAUGAUACAAACGCCCCUGAGAUGUAAUUAGAAGUUAGCGCUCUAUCCAUCUGUUUAGAUGUAUUAGGUUGAGCUAUUUGUGUAGAAAAUACAGAAAAGAGGUCUUAGAUAUAGAUGAAAUUUUGACGCUUAGUUCAUGUCAAUAUAUGCAAAAUUCAAUCUAUCCUUGUUGUGACACAAGUAAAUAUAAUUUUGUUUCCCUCCAGAUAUCUUGGAGAAAUUGUAGCUAACAGAGUUCAUUAUUCUUCA
This is a messenger RNA of Lycium barbarum (goji berry), 3085 nucleotides long. Its product is annotated as pentatricopeptide repeat-containing protein At5g04810, chloroplastic. The coding region runs from base 35 to 2863 and encodes 942 amino acids. The transcript is spliced from 10 exons. Gene Ontology annotation, molecular function: RNA binding; protein binding. The record is from RefSeq and is a predicted model, not a curated record. Lineage: Eukaryota; Viridiplantae; Streptophyta; Magnoliopsida; Solanales; Solanaceae.